AUGUCUUCUGGAGGUCCCAGACCUGACAGAGUACUGGGGAGCCCACCGCAUCGUGACCUGCGACGCGCCGGUCUUCUGGCUGAACUUCUCGGUCCCAGACAGCACUCGACGGUACCUCGACGUCAGCGCAGGUUCCCUUCAUCCCGCGUCAUCCUUUGGAUCCGACAGGCUGCUUGGUCUGCGCGUGGAUGCGGUAGUCCUGUCCUCAGACCAGCCGGAGCUCGAUACCUCGCAGCUGGAGAUCACUUUGCCUCCAGGUAUGACGAGAGGCGUGCUCCUGCAGUCGCCGGAUGA
Molecule: messenger RNA, 294 nt
Organism: Symbiodinium pilosum
Lineage: Eukaryota; Dinophyceae; Suessiales; Symbiodiniaceae
Source: the annotation of a GenBank genome assembly